AUGGCGGACGAAGAUGAAGAAGACUACAUGUCGGAUAAAUUUCUGCUUGGCGAAGCGCAAAAUGCCCCAGGAUUAGUUCCAGAUAAGAUAGCAAAAAAGUACAAAAAAGAGUCAAAACAUAACGAGUUAAAUGAACGCAACAAAAUUAAACCAAUGCGAAUACGUGAGUCUGAACACAGAGAACAAGGUCUUGCGAGUGCUUUGGACAGCAGCAACAAGGGAUUUGCUAUGCUGCAGAAAAUGGGCUUUAAACAUGGAAUGGGUCUGGGAAAAGACGGUAUGGUUUAUUACUGUCUUCAAACUAAUAAUUAGUUAAUUUUUUAAUAAUAAAACUUAAAAUGUAGUGCCGUAAAUAAAUAUUUCGAGCAUACAAUAGUUGUCAAACGUGGUAGGUAGGCUACCACUUGUUACCUCUUCUCGCUUCGUUCCCCAAUCCCCUGGCUCAAUGUUGUACCCGUAACAACUUUUAGUUUUAGUCAACUGUAGUUGCCUGUCUCAUAGAGGUGUGAUUUUAGAGAAGAUUAACAGGACAAUUAUAAAAAAAGAUGUUGACUUUAAAAAAUGUAUGGGACUGUUCCGAAAUUUUUUCUCUUUCACACUGCCACUCACUCAACAACACAGUUGUUUUUGAAAAUCAACAUCACUGUUUUUCCUUUAAUAGUGUCUCUGUCUUAACAUUUUUUCCCCAUAGGGACUGGCAGAGCAGAACCAAUACCAUUGUCUAUAAAGGCAGGUCUGUAACAUUAUGUCUUCCAAAAUUACUUCUGCUGUUUGCAAUAUUAUUUAUCAUGUCAUCAGUUGGCUUGAUUAGCUCAAUGAGAUGAAGGGUUAAAUCUUUUGCAGUGGUCAGUUUUUUAACUCCUGACCAAAGUAUUGAUUUUUUUCUGCUGCUUGAGUUGGUAAGGUGACUGCUUCUCUUUUUCACAUUUUUUCUUUUUUAUAUAUUUUUUCUUCAUUAAGAUCGUGGAGGCCUUGGUCAUGAUAUGCUCUUAAAGAGACAGAGAGAAGUGAAAGAAGUGUUGAAACAUGAAGUUGCAAAGAAAAGAAUGAAGAUCGAGGAGAAUCAGAGACACAGUUUCAGGCAACACAUGAGUGGAAAGUUUGCAGAGAGACAAACAGCAAGUGACUUGUACAAGAGUCAGAAAGCAUGUGAACAAUUGGAUAGAUCAAAGGUAAAAAGAUCAAGUCUGACAAAAGUUGCUUUACAGCUCUUCAUAGAAUUAAAGGAAAACAUUUUAAUCACCUGGAGCCCUUGUGUAAAUGUCACAGAUCUAUAAUGGCAAAACCUUGCAAAAGUUAAUUUUUCAUAGAUUAUUCAAGGAAAUCCUCAAUAGUUGAUACUAACAAUGUGUUGUCAGGCAACCAACUAAAACACUUUCCCAAGUUCCUGGGUAAACAGGUAUAUGUGUACCAAAAAACAAUUAAAUAUUAUUAUUACCGUAUUAUGAUAGUGAUUCUAUUACACAGAUGUUCCCUUUCCAUGUGAAAGAAAGGAAAUAGGAGAUAUCUUCCUGCAGGCUUAUUCACCUGAAGUUUUUAAGUUCACUCAUGCUUACUAUAGAAGCACAUUUCUUGAAUUUUUUAGAUUGAAUUUUUGUGAAGUUUUUCUCAGAAAAAAUAGGCAGUAGCUUAGGAGAGUAACAUUAAGGUAUCCAAGACUCACUCUUGUCCCUCCCUCACGCCCAACCCAGGAGAGCUACUUGCUUGUAGGCCAAGAUAUCCAAUAUCAAAAGUAGGUUGAGUUUGAUCGUCCGGGUUAACGUAGUCCUGAAUAGGACUGUUGUUGUUGACAGUGACUGACGUUUCAACAACCUGUGCGGUAGUCAUCUUCAGAGUCAAAAUGAGUUGUAUCACGUCAGUUGAUGGUAUUGUACUCUGGUUAUUGAUCUGAUUGGUCAAUUAUGUCUUGAUGUUAUUGGUCGUCUGUCAGUUAAGCUGAGAUGUCAGUAAUAAUCUUGUUGGUUUUUUAGAUAAUGGUCAAUGUUAUAUAUUACAACUGCCGAGUGAAGAGUUAAAUGUAAAGAAGAUUAUUACGAUUGUAUAUGCAACUUAUUUGCAGUUGCAAAAGGAAAGCCUGAAUAGGAGUCAAACCUUUGACCUUGGCAAUUAUACCGAUGCAGCACUCUAAAAUUAAUGAUUGAGUUAACCAGCCAACUGGGAGCUGGUUAUCAUAAGUUAAUAUUCUUAGUUAUUGUUGGUUUACAGGACUUGCCAUGUGUUGUAAAGUGGUUUUGGCCCGAGACAAAACCUGAUAAUGAGGAGAGUGAAGAGGAGAAGGAAAAAGAUGGUACGGAGGAUGCAGAUGAUGAUGAUGAUGAUGAGGAGGACGAACCAGAGGUCUGCCAUAAAAAAUCAGUGUUUCUUUUUAUUAUGUUAUUCACUUCUAGGAGGGUCUACUUUUGAUUUUUAGACUCUGCUUUCUAGCAAAUUCCGUUACUACGCUUUUCAAAAACAUGCACGCUCUGAAGUUCAAAAGCCAACUGACGUUUGCAUUUUUCACUGCCAUCAAUCAUUUUAGUGGACCUCUUAGGAAACAGAACUUUACUUAAAUGGAUUCAAAAGGUCAUGAUUUGUGAUCUGUGAUUGGUGGAUUUCGAUCUGAUUUUGUUUCAAAGUUUGUUGCGUGUGAUCAUAAUUUUGAUUAAUGUCAGUGAAAAACACAUUAAAUUGUGAAGGCAGCUUUUGAACUUGAGAGUUUGCGUGUUUUUGAAAAGCACAGUAAAGAGUUAUUACUUUUGGAUCUACCAAGGAGGAACAGGACUGGAUUCAUGCAGAGCCCGGUGGCCCCUGGCGCCUAACUUUUGCUCACGGGUGACCAGAAAAUCUAAGUUUUUUCGUGCAAAUCAUAUGCUGGCCACUCUAGAUUUUACAGGUUGAGAGCAUUGGGCUCCGUUCAGUUUCCCUUAAAGAACAGCCUUGAGGAAAAGGGUGGAAUCUUUUCACGAUGUAGCAUUUGAAAAGCUAGUGAUUAACAUAUUCCCAUGCCAUGGUUAAUUUAAUAUUGAUAAACUUUUUUUAUAUAUUUGUUGAUUUUUUUUGUGUGUGUGUUAGCCAGCAGAAAAGCUUGUCCACCUCACUAUGUACCUCAGACGAACUCAUCAGUACUGUAUAUGGUGUGGCACCAAAUUUGACGGUAGGAAUCCUUCAAUUUGAACAAAAUGGUAGAAACGUUGCGUGUUAGCACAUAUCGACAUUCUAGUAGUAGGAUGUUCAUUCACGAUACAGGAUGUUUGUCACACGAACCUAGUUUGUUGCCUUAGCUCCCACGAGUCUCGGGUCGCUUAGUGGUAGAGCAUUUGGACUAGUCAUAGUAACCAGAUGCCCAGGGAAGGGGGGAGGGCGGUACUCCGGAUUUCAAGUGACGGGGAUGAUUAAAAGAUAUUUUUGGGUUUGAAAUCUUCAAUUCUGGGAUUUUUUGGUGGUAGGGAAAUUUGUAAAGUAUUUUUUGGGUGACUUGAUUUAAGUAGGGAUUUUGGGGGGUAUUCAAAACAGUCUGAAGAUUUGUGGUGGUGCCUGCGUAUCCCCGGGCCACGUAGUUCUGCAAAUAAAGUACAACCAAACUUGUUUUGCAACUUUUUGAAGCUUGGAAAUUCACCAUGGGAUUUUUUAAGGGGUUAAUUUUGGACCAGUGUUUUUGGGGGUUUUGUUGGAAGCCCUAGGGAUUGUUUCUGGGUUUUGAUGUUUGCCCCCAUUCGAUCAUCCCGUCAUUUGAAAUCCGGAGUACCCCCACCCCUGGGACCAGAAUGUCAUAGGCUCAUUGCCUGCAACAAGUUCUUCAGGGGUGCUCUGGAGGCGGUGCGAAAAAGUACCCUCGGGAGCCCUGGGAGAACUUGCUCUCAGGCUAGUUGGGAGUACUCAGAUAAGUUCUUCCGAGCCACCUGUGUCAUUGAUUAAAAAACAUCUUUCUCGUAGUCACCAGGCUCACAAUUCACUUUCACAUUUCUAUUUCAUUUCAGAUGAUCAAGACAUAGCAGACAACUGUCCGGGAGACACCGCACAGGAUCAUGAAUAACAGAUAAUUAAUGAAGAGACAAAAUACUGCACCAUCUGCAGGAAAAACAAUUAAUUAAAGCAAAACGUUUUAUCCCCUGCGCAAGAAAUAUGAGCAGCUGAAAAACAGGAGAAAGGGGUUAGUUUAUGAAGUGAAGACCUGAAGACGGCAGACAGGGAAGAGAGCAAUAAACUGAUGAACUUUUUUGGAGUUAACAUCGGGUGACUUUCAUGGUGGUUAGCGAUUAGGACUUUUUAUCUCAAAACGCGGAAAAUUUCCGCGUAAAUAUCUGCUCUUGUUUGGUCCAUUAUGCAAAGAGCAUUGCCACUCGCUUGAACAUAGCGCCUUGGGUAUAAAACCCCGUAAUGGACUCAGAUGGACCUCUUUGCAUUCCGCCCAGGAGCGAGUAUCAAUAUGCCUACAUCCAGCUGGUCCAUGUCAGAUCUGAGGACUGCCGUAGAC
Messenger RNA from Porites evermanni, 4453 nucleotides. NCBI's taxonomy places the organism in Eukaryota, Metazoa, Cnidaria, Anthozoa, Scleractinia, Poritidae. The record is from the annotation of a GenBank genome assembly.